Molecule: messenger RNA, 1948 nt
Organism: Lactuca saligna
Lineage: Eukaryota; Viridiplantae; Streptophyta; Magnoliopsida; Asterales; Asteraceae
Source: the annotation of a GenBank genome assembly
AUGAUGAACCGCAAACCGCACCGCGAAAUUCUAAACCGCAUUAUGCGGUGCGGUUUGGUGCGGUGUGGGCGGUUUAUGCGGUUUGUUGCACAGCCCUACUCGACACCCCAUUCUGAUCUAUCUUCCUACACGGAACUUUCUGGAAUCCUCAAACCUACUGCUCGAUCUGUCACCAUACAUGCAUUCUCGAAACACUUGAUUCGUCGCUGCUCCGAGCUUGUUGAUGAUAAGGCGAUUGACGGUGUGAUUUCCUGGAACGAAGAUGGAUCUACGUUCAUCGUCUGGAAUCCAACUGAAUUUGCCAAGGAUUUGCUACCCAAGUACUUUAAACACAAUAAUUUCUCCAGUUUUGUCCGUCAGCUAAAUACCUAUGGAUUCAGGAAGGUUGUGCCUGAUCGAUGGGAGUUCUCUAAUGAUUGUUUUCGUAGAGGAGAGAAACGAUUGCUGUGUGAUAUACAACGUCGUAAGAUUGCUUCAACUCCACCGGCACAACCACAGGUACCUGCUCCGUCGCCCGCUGUUGCAGCUAUUCCGGUACUACCGGUGUUGUCUCCGCCGCUUGGAAUGGUAUCUCCUUGCGAUUCAGGCGAAGAACAAGUCGUGUCGUCCAACUCAUCUCGAGGCGCUACAACUAAUUUAUCUCGAGAAACAACAGCUUCCGGAGGAACUAACGCCGAGCUUGUCGGUGAAAACGAGAGGCUAAAGAAAGAAAACGUUGAACUCAAUAAAGAGUUGAGUCAGAUGAAGAAUCUUUGCUCCAACAUAUACGUGAUGAUGUCUAGCUACGCGAAGAAUAAACCGUCGGAAGGAAGCACUUCACAGCAAUCACCACCAGAGCCGGAGGCGGCGACGACGACGACGACGAUGACCACCACCACCAUGACACCGCUAGAUCUGUUACCUCUAAAGCGGUUAGCCGAUGAGUGUUUAGGUCGCGCCGGCGACGAUGGUGAUUACCUAGAAACAACGGAAGCCGAUGAGAUGAGCCCGAGAUUAUUCGGUGUGACAAUAGGUGUGAAACGGUCGAGGGAGGGAGUGUCGGGAGGUGGCGGUGCGGCGGAGCAGUAUAAUGAGCUGCGGCUUCGACAGCCUGGAGGAGACGUGAAAUCUGAGCCGUUGGAUCAAAACGAUAAUGGUAGUAGUAGUGUUGAUAAUCAGGAAUCUACGUGGAUGUUGAGGCAAUGUCAACGGUCAGAUCGUAAUAUGCUUAAUUAGAUCGAAGAAGAGCUUACGAAGGUGGAAAAAAAGUGUAAUGUGGUAAAAGUUCACACGAGGAGAGGAGAUGAGACUGGCACGUGCCUGUUGAGUCACGUGGCAUGUUAAUCCCUUCUUGUCGGGAAACGUGGACCAAGUACCAGAAGUUUCUUGGACUUUUUUUGGCCUUUUAAAGUUUUAUCUAUAAAUUGUUAAUUCAACGAAAAUGUUAUUAUUAUUUUUUUCCAAAAAGAAUUUCUCUUUUAUGAAUAUAAGCCUAUUUCAGCUGGUUUGAUUUAAAGAUGAAUGGAUCCCAUUCCCAUGUUAUUCCGUAAUCAGAAUUUUUCAAACCAAUCAAGCUCAAGAUUUGUGAUAUUCAUAGAAUAAAGUGUGAAGCUUUAUUAUGAAUUUUAAAAAUUGUCUUUUUAUAUGCUUUAAUUAGAAGUCUUAUCACUUAUGGUAGAAGAAAGCUACGUUUUGCAUCAUUUGUAAGUGGGUAUAAUAUUAAAUUUUCUUUAAAAUUUACUUAUAACAUACAUAUGCAUUAGGGGAGGUUUUCCACUAUACGCUUCACAUAUAUUAAAUGCUAAAGUGCAUUGUUUGUUAUUUUAGGGUACAAUAAGAGAAGUUACGAAAUUGUAUAAAGCUGUCGGAAUCAAAAUAAUAAUGUGUUUGUUUUGUCCUAUGAAAUGAGAUGUUGGUCAAUCUACAAGUUUUUCAUUGUGUAAUAUUUCUCCCAAAAUAGAUUUCGAAG